GUCAAAUGUCAUGUCACAUGUAAGUUUUGUUAUUGUAUUUUCAGUAAAAAAGUAAAAUUUCUUUAAACUUUUAAAUUAUUUAUAACAUAAAUAGAAUGUUUGUUUAACUACUAUUGACAUUGUGAAAAAAGAGAAAAUAUAAUUUCGAUUUUACGUGGUAAAAAGGUUUUAAGUAUAGAUCUGAAUGCUUAAUUCUGAAUUAAAUACCAUGUCUGGGAAAACGACUAUAAAAGGUAAUCCAUCGCAAUAUGUAAAGCUCAACGUAGGGGGUUGCUUGCAUUACACAACCAUUGGCACCCUUACAAAGCAAGAUACCAUGCUUAGAGCCAUGUUUAGUGGCAGAAUGGAAGUUCUUUCUGAUUCCGAUGGUUGGAUACUAAUCGACAGAUGUGGCAAACAUUUUGGUACAAUUUUGAAUUUUCUUAGAGACGGCAGUGUCUCUCUGCCAGAAUCUACAAAAGAAAUUGCUGAACUUUUAGCAGAGGCAAAAUAUUAUUGCAUAGCAGAGCUUGCAGAAUCUUGUAACAAAGCCUUGGCAAAAAAAGAAAGAGGAGAAUUGGAACCUAUUUGUAGAGUACCUUUAAUAACGUCCCAAAAAGAAGAAGAAACAUUAAUAAGUUCAACUACAAAACCUACUAUAAAGUUACUAAUCAAUAGGCAUAAUAAUAAGUAUUCAUAUACCACAGCUUCUGAUGAUAAUCUUUUGAAAAACAUUGAACUGUUUGAUAAGUUGAGUUUGUGGUAUAGUAACAGAGUUUUGUUUCUAAAGGAUGUUAUUAGUACCAGUGAAAUUUGUUGUUGGGUCUUUUAUGGACAUGGCAAAAAGGUUUCUGAAGUUUGUUGCACAUCAAUUGUAUAUGCCACAGAUAAAAAACAUACUAAGGUAGAGUGCCCUGAGGCUAGAAUUUACGAAGAAACUUUAAACAUACUUCUGUAUGAAAGCCGCAAUGCCCCUGAUCAAGAAUUAAUGCAAGCUACAUCUACAAGAGGUGCAGUGAGUGGCAUGUCGUCUUAUACAAGUGACGAAGAGGAAGAAAGAACAGUUCGUCCAUAAGUUAUGGUUGGAAAUAGUCUAGUUUUUAAUUUAUUGCUUUAUUUAUAAAAUGCCUAAUUUUUAAUGGAAUUUCUUUGACAAACCUUUAAUAAUUCAAUUGUUAUUUAACUGUGAUUUUAUUGUAAUUUUAUUUCGUUUAAUUUAUUUUAUUAAGUAUAUUAUACUUUUGUCCUGUAGAUAAUUUUUUGAUAGUUUUCUGAUGUGUUAAAUUGUUUUUUUUUGUUAAAUAAAGAAAUAAAAUGUUGUAGUG
Psylliodes chrysocephalus is the source of this 1304-nucleotide messenger RNA. Lineage: Eukaryota; Metazoa; Arthropoda; Insecta; Coleoptera; Chrysomelidae. The record is from the annotation of a GenBank genome assembly.